CAAGCAGAUGCUCCUACCAAUAAAACACUGGCUGGGCUGGUGGUGCAGCUGCUGCAGUUCCAGGAAGAUGCCUUUGGAAAACACGUCACCAAUCCUGCCUUCACAAAGCUUCCUGCAAAGUGCUUCAUGGAUUUCAAAGCUGGAGGUACAUUAUGUCACAUUCUUGGUGCUGCUUACAAAUAUAAGAAUGAACAGGGCUGGCGGAGGUUUGACCUGCAGAAUCCAUCCCGAAUGGAUCGAAACGUGGAGAUGUUCAUGAACAUUGAGAAAACACUAGUGCAGAACAACUGUCUGAGCAGACCGACCAUCUACCUCAUUCCAGAUAUAGAACUGAAGUUGGCUAAUAAAUUGAAGGACAUUGUCAAACGUCACCAGGGAACAGUAACCGAAGAGAAGUCAAAGGCUACCCACCACGUUUAUCCAAGUCCUACCUCAACGGAUGAUGAUGAAUGGUUGAGACCUGUGAUGAAAAAAGACAAGCAGGUGCUGGUACACUGGGGCUUUUUUCCAGACAGCUAUGACACUUGGGUUCACGCCAACGAAAUAGAUGCAGAGAUUGAGGAUCCUCCAAUUCCUGAAAAGCCAUGGAAGGUUCAUGCCAAGUGGAUUUUGGACACAGAUAUUUUCAAUGAAUGGAUGAACGAGGAGGAUUACGAGGUGGAUGAGAACAGGAAAUCGGUGAGCUUUCGACAGAGAAUCUCCAUGAAAAAUGAAGAGCCUGUGCGUAGUCCGGAGAGGAGAGACAGGAAAGCAGCAGCCAGUACAAGGAAGAGGAAGCAUUCUCCUUCUCCACCCCCCACUCCUGUCGAGUCGAGAAAGAAGACGGGGAAGAAGGGGCAAGCAGCCUUGUACGGGAAAAGGAGAGGGCAGAAAGAAGAAGAUGAGCAAGAAGAUCUUACCAAGGACAUGGAGGACCCCACACCGGUACCUAAUAUAGAAGAAGUGGUACUUCCCAAAAAUGUGAACCCAAAGAAAGACAGCGAAAACACGCCGGUGAAAGGAGGAACGGUCGCAGACCUCGAUGAGCAGGAUGAGGAGACAGUGGCAACUGGAGGAAAGGAAGAUGAAGAUCCGAACAAAGGCGAUCAAAGUCGGUCCAUUGAUCCAGGUGAAGACAACGUCACGGAGCAAACCAACCACAUCAUUAUUCCGAGCUACGCAUCUUGGUUUGACUACAACUGUAUCCAUGUGAUUGAACGCCGUGCGCUUCCUGAAUUCUUCAAUGGAAAAAACAAGUCCAAGACUCCAGAAAUAUACCUGGCUUACCGCAACUUCAUGAUUGACACCUAUCGCUUGAACCCUCAAGAGUACUUGACCAGCACUGCCUGCAGAAGGAAUCUGACCGGAGACGUGUGUGCUGUCAUGAGAGUACAUGCUUUUCUGGAGCAGUGGGGCCUCAUUAACUACCAAGUGGAUCCAGAAAGCCGUCCCAUGGCGAUGGGCCCUCCGCCCACUCCUCACUUCAACGUGCUGGCUGAUACGCCCUCUGGGCUGAUGCCCCUCCAUAUCCGCACCCCGCAGGUUCCAGCUGCUCAGCAGAUGCUGAGUUUUCCUGAGAAAAACAAAGAGAAGCCUACUGAUCUGCAGAACUUCGGACUCCGCACUGACAUUUACUCCAAAAAGACUUUAGCAAAGAGUAAAGGUGCAAGUGCUGGAAGAGAAUGGACAGAACAAGAGACACUGCUGCUAUUAGAAGCUCUGGAGAUGUACAAAGACGACUGGAACAAAGUCUCGGAGCACGUUGGGAGCCGCACCCAGGACGAGUGCAUUCUGCAUUUUCUGCGCCUCCCGAUCGAAGACCCCUACUUGGAGAACUCGGACGCGUCUCUGGGCCCGCUGGCGUACCAGCCCGUCCCCUUCAGCCAGUCCGGCAACCCGGUGAUGAGUACCGUCGCGUUUCUGGCGUCGGUGGUGGAUCCCCGCGUGGCGUCAGCCGCAGCGAAGGCUGCCUUAGAGGAGUUUUCUCGAGUCAGAGAGGAGGUGCCGCUGGAGCUUGUCGAAGCUCACGUGAAGAAGGUGCAGGAAGCAGCAAGAGCCUCUGGGAAGGUGGAUCCAACCUAUGGACUGGAGAGCAGCUGCAUUGCCGGAACAGGUCCGGACGAGCCGGAGAAAAUCGAUGCAGCUGAAGAAGAAAAGAUGGAAACCGAGACAGAUGGGCAGCAGUCUGAGAAGGUUGAAAACAAAGCGGAGAGUGAAAUUGAGGAAGGCGACAAAGUGCAAGAAGGAGAAAAUGAGAGAAAUCCAGAAAAAGAGCAAGACAGCGAAGUGACGGCAGACCCCAAGCCAGAGGAAAAGGAGGCCGAAGAGAACAAGGAGAACGUUGAUGCGAGCAAAGACAAAGAAAACGAGGCUGGGAAGAAGAAAGUGGAACAUGAAAUCUCGGAAGGAAACGUAGCUACAGCUGCAGCUGCUGCCCUGGCCUCAGCUGCCACCAAAGCAAAGCACCUAGCAGCAGUGGAAGAAAGAAAGAUCAAGUCCCUGGUCGCCCUUUUGGUGGAAACGCAGAUGAAGAAGCUGGAGAUAAAACUUCGCCAUUUUGAGGAGCUGGAAACCAUCAUGGACAGAGAGAAAGAAGCAUUAGAGCAGCAGAGGCAACAGCUGCUGACGGAACGCCAGAAUUUCCACAUGGAGCAGCUGAAAUACGCGGAGUUACGGGCUCGCCAGCAAAUGGAGCAGCAGCACAGUCAGACCCCGCAGCAGCCUCCCCAGCUCCCCGGGAUGAACCCCCUUGGGGCACCAGCGCAUCCGGGCUUGCUGCCUCACCAGCAGCCCCCGCCGUACCCGAUGAUGCACCACCAGAUGCCACCGCCUCACCCGCCGCAGCCAGGUCAGAUGCCGGGGCCCGGUCCCAUGAUGCCCGGACAGCCCAUGCCGGGCCGGAUGAUGCCAAGCGUGUCGGCCAACAUCCAUCCGGCCGGCGGUGGUCCCCCCCCGCCUGGCAUGUCACCGAUGGCAGGAAAUCUACUGGGACCUCGCGUUCCUCUGGCAGCUCCGAAUGGCAUGUAUCUGCCUCCUGCGCAGCCGCCUGCGCCAGCGGAAGGGGUGACCCCCCCUCCGGCCGCGGCCCCCCCGGCCUCAGCCGCUCCCUAA
Messenger RNA from Opisthocomus hoazin, 3090 nucleotides. The record is from RefSeq and is a predicted model, not a curated record. NCBI's taxonomy places the organism in Eukaryota, Metazoa, Chordata, Aves, Opisthocomiformes, Opisthocomidae.